Molecule: messenger RNA, 747 nt
Organism: Vitis riparia (riverbank grape)
Lineage: Eukaryota; Viridiplantae; Streptophyta; Magnoliopsida; Vitales; Vitaceae
Product: CASP-like protein 4D1
Exons: 4
Coding region: 27-461 (144 amino acids)
Source: RefSeq, a predicted model, not a curated record
CAAAGCCGGCUAUUAUCACAGGGAAAAUGCCCCAAUCAUCCGGGUCCAAGGCCUUGGCCAUAACCUCGCUUGUGGUGAGGCUCCUGACCUUGAUUUUCCUCCUAGCAUCUCUCAUAGUCAUAGCCACAGACUCUGCCACCAUGAAGAUCGACUUCACGGAAGUAAAAAUUAGGUUCAAAAAUGUGUAUUCCUACAGGUACAUGGUUUCAGUAGCCGUGAUUGGACUGGCCUACACCUUUUUGCAAAUUCCCUUUGCAGUCCACUAUGCGUGCACAGGAAAACGCCUAGGAGCCCAUGAUGGGCUUCUCAAGUUUGAAUUCUUUGGUGACAAGCUAGCUAUCAGGGACCAGAACAGAAACCCCCUCACUUCAUCAUAUUUUCAAGGUAAUAUCAUAUCUGUUAGCAACAGGAGUUGGUGCAGCAUUUGGUGCCACUUUCGAUCUGAAGAAGAACUUGGAUGAUCUGGAGAGAUUGAUUGGUUAGAAGAAUGAAUAUAUAUGGCAGCACAUUAUUGUUCUCUGAAAUUCGAUCAAAGCUUGAUGACUUCUUUAACUUGGCAUAUGUCUCGGCGGGUCUCCUUCUCCUUGGAUUCUUAUGCUCUGGGGUAUCAUCUAUCAUUUCAUCUUUGGCCCUCUCCAAGUAAAGGAUAAACAGAGAGGAAAGCGUUGUCGAUAUGGCUUUCCAAGGCAUCUUCAAACUGUAAAUGGACCUACUUCAAUUUCUAACUUUACUACUUUACCUUUUCCU